Siniperca chuatsi (mandarin fish) is the source of this 1902-nucleotide messenger RNA. RefSeq names its product proteinase-activated receptor 3. The transcript has 3 exons. The coding region runs from base 353 to 1489 and encodes 378 amino acids. Gene Ontology annotation, molecular function: thrombin-activated receptor activity. NCBI's taxonomy places the organism in Eukaryota, Metazoa, Chordata, Actinopteri, Centrarchiformes, Sinipercidae. Gene Ontology annotation, cellular component: membrane. Gene Ontology annotation, biological process: phospholipase C-activating G protein-coupled receptor signaling pathway; blood coagulation; positive regulation of Rho protein signal transduction. The record is from RefSeq and is a predicted model, not a curated record.
ACUGAGAAAGUUUAUUGCAAACAAUGGAAAUGUGAAGGUGAUAGUGCUAUUGUCCUUUAGCUGGUAAUAGAGGAGCUCUGGGGUUGAGGAGACACACACUGCAGAGUUGAGACACAUGGGACCGGGAUCUGGAGCGACACACACGGGAGGCUGGAGAUGGUUGGGACCGGGAUCGGGGCACUGGAGUCGAGUAGGCGUCUUGCUGAGACGUUUGGGGAGGUGUUUUCGACUUGAGUACUUGCACAGAGCAGCAGCAGACAGAGGUGACACUGAGUGGUGAGGAAAUGAGGGUAUACAACACCAGAGAGAAGUCAGAUUUGCCUCAAGUUUGAUCUGAGUACGAUAAGAAAAAAUGGGGAAACGCAUUCUCUUUUUCCUCGUUUUUGUUCUCUGUCUAAGUGGUACACUUCAAAAAAAAGAGGAAAUGAGAAUAAAAAAGCUCAAGAACAGCUCUGAGGUUUUCGUUCCUGUGCCCAGAACAUUUAAAGGGGUCCCAGUCAAGACAAAUUUCUCUCUUGUCCUAAAUGGGACACAGGCUCCCAUUUUAUCUCCUUCCCCUCCAGCACUGCAGUCACUAAGCAACAGCACAGUACGGUACCUCCGCAGCCCUCUGAGCACGCGGGUCAUCCCCAUUAUUUAUAUGUUGGUUAUAGCUGUCGGGAUCCCAGCCAACGUCGCCAUCUUGUGCACGAUGGCCACUAAAGUUAGGAAGGUGUCCUCUGCCAUCCUUUACCUUAGCCUGGCUGUCUCCAACCUCUUCCUCCUCCUCUCCCUCUUCUUCAAGGCUCACUACCAUCUCCAUGGAAACCACUGGGUGCUCGGAGAGGCAGCCUGUCGAGUGGUCACGGCCUGUUUCUAUGGCAACCUCUACUGCUCGGCCCAGACGCUGGCCUGCAUCAGCAUCAAGCGCUACCUGGCUGUAGUGCACCCAUUCAUGUAUAAAAGACUCCCCAAGAGGAUGUUCGCUGCCUGGGUCAGCUUGGCUGUAUGGGGGGUGUUUGGUGCUGCCGUUGUCCCAGAGUUCCUCAUCCAACAGAGCUAUUGGCUCCCUCAGGUGGGCCGCAUCACCUGCCAUGACGUAUUGCCUCUGGACUAUGACUCCCAUAUCUUCCUGCUCUACUACAACCUGUUUCUAACCUUCUUUGGCCUCCUGGUGCCGCUGGUGGUCACGGUUGUGUGCUACGCCCGAAUCGUCUGUGAGCUCAACCGAUCACACCUCGACUGGGCGAUGUACAUCAAGACCAGCUCACUGGUGUUUGUCAUCUUCCUGGUGUGUUUUGCUCCAGCUGGAGCCCUGCACUUGCUCCAUUAUGGGCAACUGAUUGUGGAUGGAACAGAGAGUUUGUACGUGUACUUUAAAGUGGCGGUGUGUUUGUGCUGCCUCCAUGCCUGUUUAGACCCCUUCCUCUUUCUCUUAAUGUCCAAGUCUGCAAGGUCUGGGCUUUAUUUCAGGCACAUUAAAGGCAAAACCCUGAGCAUAUCUCACUAAGAGAGAUUUACAUGUUACCAGAAAACUGGUUUUGAUUUUGAUUUUGCCUCUGAUGAAGAGGGAAAUUGUCUCUGUGGCUGGAAUCCAAAGAGAAAGCAAAAGGACCUUGACUGUAUUUAUGAUAAACAGGAUGUGUAGAAUAGAGUGAGUCAAAGGGAGGGAAUAAGAAGAUAGAUGGUAAAUAUGUUUGUAUAUAUUUAUGUAUGUAAAAGAUGGAAGCAGCGUAUAUUGAUAUUAAUAUUUUCAUUCUGUAGAGUUUGGAGGGAAAAAAUAACACAAACGCUUGAAAUGUAUAGCUGACAAGGAAUAAUGUGAAACUGACUUUAGAAAAUAAGUCUCCCAAGCCUUUGUGUAUUCCUGCUAUUGCAUAUGAAGUUAUAAUGUCUGCUGAUUAAAACAUAAAAUUAACUUGG